GCGCCCCCGGGAGGGCGGGCCCGGAACCCGCGGCCCCGCAGCGCGUGCGAAGGUGGCGCCGAAUCGGAAGGCGCCGGAGUGGAGCCCCAUCUCCGGGCAUCAGCGACCGCGUUUGCUUGCGACUGGCCCCCGCUUUUUCGCCUGACCGCCCGGGGCUGCAGAGUUGCGUCAGGGCCAAUGGACUUUAUUGGUUUUGGGUAUGCAGCCCUUUUGACAUUUGGAAGCAUCUUGGGAUACAAACGAAAAGGGGGUGUUCCGUCUCUGAUUGCUGGCCUUGGCGUGGGGUUUCUAGCUGGCUAUGGAGCUUACCGUGUCUCCAACGACAGGCGAGACAUCAAACUGUCACUAUUUACAGCUUUCUUCCUCACCACCAUCAUGGGCGUGAGGUUUAAGAGAUCCAAGAAAGUAAUGCCAGCUGGACUGGUUGCAGGUGUAAGCCUCCUGAUGAUCCUGAGACUUGUCUUACUGCUGGUCUGAGAAGUCGAGAGGAAUGGAAAACGAAAACACGCUCUUCUUAUUUAGAAGCUAUGUUAUAUAAAAUAAAAUAUUUUAGUAUUCUAUUAGAAACAGAAGAAACAAUCAUCUCUAAAAGAAAGUGCUUUUGGGUUUUUUUAAACAAAAACGUUUAACCAGUGUAUUCUAAUUGUCAGGCACUACUUUUGUUAAGCUAUAACAAGUGUGAUAUCUUUGGUUUGCUUUGUUUAGUUUUCUGUAUAUGGCAUUCUUUUUAUUUUAUUUAUUCUUUUUUUGCUUUUUGGGUCCCACCUGGAGAUGCACAGGAGUUACUCCUGGCUCUGCACUCCGGAAUUACCCCUGGCGGUGCUCAGGGGACCAUAUGGGAUGCUGGGAAUCGAACCCGGGUCGGCCGCGUGCAAGGCAAACGCCCUACCCGCUGUGCUAUAGCUCCAGCCCCCCCAUGGCAUUCUUUUUAAAAGGCAGUUCCUGGUAUCCAUCUGAAAUAAGUUUGAAUUAAACUACGUACAGCUUAUCAGAUAAUAGAAUGCUCUAAGUGGAAUUCAGAGAAUGUUAGUGUAUUUAGUUGCCAUUUGUGUUAUCUUAGAAAUUAUGUUUUUUAUGUUUUAAUUGUAUUGCUGCCUGCAUUUUUCCUUGAAAAAGAUCCCAUUUUCUGUGUACUCUGUAUACUUACCAUAUGUUCAGUAUUCAAAUAAAAGACAAUCUGCUUUAAAUGUU
This is a messenger RNA of Sorex araneus (European shrew), 1191 nucleotides long. It is a transcript of the gene TMEM14A, whose product is annotated as transmembrane protein 14A. Gene Ontology annotation, biological process: regulation of heme biosynthetic process. The transcript has 5 exons. The coding region runs from base 178 to 477 and encodes 99 amino acids. The record is from RefSeq and is a predicted model, not a curated record. Lineage: Eukaryota; Metazoa; Chordata; Mammalia; Eulipotyphla; Soricidae. Gene Ontology annotation, cellular component: mitochondrial membrane.